This is a messenger RNA of Pestalotiopsis fici W106-1, 801 nucleotides long. Its product is annotated as RNA polymerase II subunit A C-terminal domain phosphatase SSU72. The record is from RefSeq and is a predicted model, not a curated record. Bases 1 to 801 code for a protein of 266 amino acids. The transcript is spliced from 2 exons. Gene Ontology annotation, molecular function: RNA polymerase II CTD heptapeptide repeat phosphatase activity. Gene Ontology annotation, cellular component: mRNA cleavage and polyadenylation specificity factor complex; nucleus. Gene Ontology annotation, biological process: termination of RNA polymerase II transcription. Lineage: Eukaryota; Fungi; Ascomycota; Sordariomycetes; Amphisphaeriales; Sporocadaceae.
AUGGAGGUAGCAAACGGAAAUGCCACAGCUGCGGCGCCGGCAGUGCUGGCUCCUACCCCAGCUCCUGCACAGAAUGGCGAGCGUUCGGACCCAGGCGGCUACAAGCUCAAGUUCUGCACCGUCUGCGCCAGUAAUCAGAACAGGUCGAUGGAAGCUCACCUGCAACUAUCCAGAGCGCACUAUCCCGUCAUCUCCUUUGGCACCGGUUCGCUGGUCCGACUGCCUGGCCCAACCAUUACCCAGCCCAAUGUCUACCAGUUCAACAAGACUUCCUAUGACAGCAUGUUCAAGGAGCUGCAACAAAAGGACGAGGAUCUCUAUACCCGCAACGGUCUUCUCAACAUGCUAAACAGGAACCGCGGCGUCAAGUGGGGGCCCGAACGUUGGCAGGACUGGCAAGUGGGCAUCCCGCGCCUCAAUCACGCCACGGACCGGGGCAGCGACGGUACCGAAGGGGGCGUCGCUGACAUUGUCUUCACUUGCGAGGAGCGCUGCUGGGAUGCCGUCAUCGACGACCUGCACAACCGCGGGGCCCCGCUGAACCGCCCCGUCCAUGUCAUCAACAUUGACAUCAAGGACAACCACGAGGAAGCCUCUAUUGGAGGACGUGGUAUCCUGGAUUUGGCAGAUUCCUUGAACAACUGUGCCAAGGAGGAGCGCGAGGCGGUCGGCUCGGCCGUCUUCGACAUGGCCACUGCCGCAAGCCGAGCCUCUUUUGACGAGCGGGUGCCCGAAGUCAUUGGUGACUGGCAGGAGAGGUGGCCCAACCUCCCGGCCACCUGGACGCUCGCCUGGUUUUGA